CAGCGUUGCCUUCGCUACUCUCCGCCCUGCGGUUGUUACUCUAUAGCUGCCUGGCUCUGGGCUGGGUGAUGGAUUUUGAGAAUCUUUUCUCUAAACCCCCCAACCCGGCCCUUGGCAAAAGGCCGGCCUCGGACUCUGAGGAAAGAAUUGAUGAUGAAAUAGAUGAUACAGAAAUUGAAGAAACACAAGAAGAGAAAGUAAAGUGGAAAGGUAAACUGGAAUGUGAGCAGAUUCCCAAAAAAUCUAGGCACUUUGGAAAUUCUGUAUCAUCAAAGAAUUUGUCAUAUAGAAAAUCAAGAAGUAAGGACUAUGAUGUAUAUAGUGAUAAUGAUAACUGCAGUCAGGAAUCAGAAGAUACUUUUGCUAAAGAGCUUCAACAGUAUAUACAAGCUAAAGAAAUGGCAAAGGCUGCUCAGUCUUUAUGUCCUGAAGAAUCGCUGAAGAAAGAUGUUACAAAGGGUACCCAGAAAGCUGUUAAACAAAAAAAUAAAAACCUUAAAGCAGUUCAUAAGAAUGGUAAACAGAAGAAGAUGAAGCGAAAAUGGCCUGGCACUGGGGACAAAGGAUCUAAUGCUUUACAGAAGAACAGUGGUUCACAGGAACAGGAUGGUAAACCUAGUGAGAAGAAGCAACAUGUAAGAAUGAGUCAGGAAUUCAUCAACCAACAUACAGUGGAACGCAAGGGAAAACAAAUUUGUAAAUAUUUCCUUGAAAGGAAAUGUAUUAAGGGAGAUCAAUGUAAAUUUGAUCAUGAUGCAGAGAUAGAGAAGAAAAAGGAAAUGUGUAAGUUUUAUGUACAAGGAUAUUGUACCAGAGGUGAAAACUGCCUGUAUUUGCAUAAUGAAUAUCCUUGCAAGUUUUACCAUACAGGAACAAAAUGUUAUCAAGGAGAUUAUUGUAAAUUUUCUCAUGCUCCACUGACUGCAGAAACACAAGAACUAUUGGCUAAAGUUUUGGAUACUGAAAAGAAGUCAUCAUGAAAAUAAAAUAUGUAAAAAAAGCUUUUGUAUGAAUGAAGAGUGCUUAUAUGUCUGUGCCUGUUCAAGACCAUUCAAGACUGGUGGAAUGGCUUGAGAUUCCUUAUUUAAAGCGCCCUCUUGUGUCACUGUGAUGGCAUGCACUUCUUAAUGGAUGGAGUGGAGAGAAGGGAUUUGUUGCAUCAGUGAAAGGGUUGGCCUUCACCCUGUUCUAGCCAUUAGAACAAGAGAAGAGCACAUAUGACAGAGUUGCUGGCUGAUGGGUAAAUGUUGUAUUAUAAUUGCAGAAGUCUCUUUCAAUUGAGUUUUCUUAAUAAGAACCAAGGUUGGAGUAAGGAUGGGAAGAUAGGUGUCUAGGGAUUUAAAGAUUAGAAAACUGUUAAAUGUUCCUCUAGGAAAACACUCACUAAAUAGUAGGUAGAUCUAAUGAAUAUGUCAUUAGAUCUUUUCACAUCAUUAAGUACUUCUACAACAUAUUUUUAAUAGUUGCUCACAAAUCUGUUUUAUGGCUUAAAAUAUGGCUCUAUGAUUUUUAAAAACAAAUUCCCUGUUUUGGACAUUAAAAUUUGUUUCUAAUUUUCUACCAUUAUAAAUAAAGUAGAACAGUAUCACUUGUAUACCUAAAGUUCUUAUCUUUCUUGUUGUCAAGAAAAAAGAAUGGUUAUCUUUGUCAUUGUUUCAUAAACUGUAGUUAGAUUACAUGCUUGGGUGAAGUGUAAAUUCUAGGCGUAUGAUGAAGUCUUUAACAUAGUAUUCAAGUACAGAAUUUUCCAGUUACAAGUAAUGAGAUUUUAAUUUGCAUUUUUAUGUAGCAGUACUUAUUAUUAGAAAUGCCAUGAAAUAAACUAUCAUAAUACUGUUUUACUACUGGGAAAAAUAAUACAGUAACAUCAUUAACUUGCUAUAUACAUGGCAUAAAGUAUACAAAAGUUGAUGCUUCUAGCAAAGUCCCAUUUGAAAUAUGAGUCAAAAUUACUGGAUCUAGACCAGAUCCUCAGCCCUUAGUAUUUUCUGUUUUUUCCUGAUGCAGAAAAUGAGAAGAAAGUUGGGAAGAAACUGGGUCCUUGGUAACAAAUCAGCCAUGGAAUUCACCAAUCUUAGAGCACAUACUUUUCAGAUUUUAUGUUACACUUGAAAUAAUGUACUUUCUUUACUGUGUAAGCCAUUUUGACUUGAGUUCUA
Condylura cristata (star-nosed mole) is the source of this 2159-nucleotide messenger RNA. It is a transcript of the gene ZC3H8, whose product is annotated as zinc finger CCCH-type containing 8. Gene Ontology annotation, biological process: negative regulation of DNA-templated transcription. Gene Ontology annotation, cellular component: nucleus. Bases 69 to 980 code for a protein of 303 amino acids. The record is from RefSeq and is a predicted model, not a curated record. The transcript has 9 exons. NCBI's taxonomy places the organism in Eukaryota, Metazoa, Chordata, Mammalia, Eulipotyphla, Talpidae. Gene Ontology annotation, molecular function: metal ion binding; RNA binding.